Lepisosteus oculatus (spotted gar) is the source of this 3564-nucleotide messenger RNA. RefSeq names its product kinesin family member 6 (gene kif6). Gene Ontology annotation, biological process: microtubule-based movement. Lineage: Eukaryota; Metazoa; Chordata; Actinopteri; Semionotiformes; Lepisosteidae. Gene Ontology annotation, cellular component: microtubule; kinesin complex. The record is from RefSeq and is a predicted model, not a curated record. Gene Ontology annotation, molecular function: ATP binding; microtubule motor activity; microtubule binding.
UGGGGGCUGAUAGGGGAAGUGCGGCGUCUUCGUUGUGUUUCUGGUGCCGCCAUUGUCGUCUUAAGGGACAAGUUAAAACUUCCUGUUCAACAUAUCUAGCCAAAGGCAGACCCUUUUUCUAGGAUAAGGAAGAUGGUUAAGCAGACUAUUCAGAUCUUCGCCCGAGUCAAGCCUGCGAAGAGAAGCACCGCGGUAUACUCAGUGGACCAUGAUGAACAUGGCAGCUCUAGCGUGGAGUUCCUGGUUCCUCGAGACCUUGCAGAUGGCUUCAUCAACAACAAAAAGGAGAGCUACAGGUUCAGGUUUCAGAAAGUCUUUGAUCAAGGAGCCAAACAGGAGGAUAUUUUUGAGAACAUUGCCAAGCCAGUGGCUGACAGCGUGCUGGCGGGCUACAAUGGCACCAUCUUUGCUUAUGGCCAAACGGGCAGCGGAAAGACCUUCACCAUCACUGGGGGGCCAGAGCGCUACAGUGACCGCGGCAUCAUCCCACGCACCCUCUCCUACCUCUACCAGCACUUCAGCAAGGACAGCAGUAAAGUCUAUACUGCCUACAUCUCCUACCUUGAAAUCUACAACGAUUGUGGCUAUGACCUCCUGGACCCCCGGCACGAGGCAGCCCGCCUGGAAGACUUGCCGUGAGAAAGUGACCAUCAUGGAGGACCCAGAGCAGAACAUUCACCUGAAGAACCUCUCAAUCCAGCAGUCAGCCAGUGAAGAGGAGGCUCUCAAUUUGCUUUUCCUGGGUGACACCAAUCGGAUGAUUGCCGAGACCCCGAUGAACCAAGCGUCCACUCGCUCUCACUGCAUCUUCACCGUUCACUUGUCCAGCCGGGAGCCCGGCUCUGCCACGGUCUGCCGCUCCAAGCUGCACCUGGUGGACCUGGCUGGCUCGGAGAGGGUGUCCAAGACUGGAGUGGGGGGUCAGCUCCUCACUGAAGCCAAGUACAUCAACCUGUCUCUACACUACCUGGAGCAGGUGAUCAUUGCUCUUUCGGAGAAGAAUCGCUCACACAUCCCCUACCGCAACUCCAUGAUGACCUCAGUGCUGCGGGACAGCCUGGGUGGAAAUUGCAUGACUACGAUGAUCGCGACGCUGUCCGUGGACAAGCGGAACAUUGAUGAGUCCAUCUCCACGUGUCGAUUCGCACAGAGAGUGGCGCUCAUCAAGAACGAGGCCCUGCUCAAUGAAGAGCUGGACCCAGCACUGAUGAUCCUGCGGUUGAAGAAGGAGAUCCAGUCGCUGAGAGAGGAGCUGGCCAUGGUGACCGGAGAGCAAAGGACUGACCAGCUGACUGAGGAUGACUUUCACAUGCUGCAGGAGAAGGUUGCGCUCUUCCUGCAAGACUCUGACCCUGAGGCUGCUCUGGAUCUGGGUCCUGACCUUCGCAAAAUCCAGCACUGCUUCAGACUGCUCAAGGGGAUGGUGACAGAGCAGCAAUGUAAUCAGGGCAGAGGAGAUGAGCACCCUUCUUCCCUCCACCAGGCUGACCAGAAGGACCAGGAUUGUCCCACUCCUAUGGAGAUGAAGAGACUGAGAGAACUGCUGCAGCAGAGGGACAAUGAGAUCACUAUACUAGUGAAUAUGUUAAAGAGAGAGAAGAAGAGAGCUCAGGAUGCAGUUUCUCAGCUGGAGCUGGGCUCCAAUGGCUUCGUGAUCUCUCGGAGCUCCUACCGCACAUCAGAUGCGGAGAACGCUGAGGGCUCAUGGGAGUCGUCCAAUCCAAGACAGACCAGCGGCAGCAUCUCUUCUGUCAGCACAGUACCUCACCCGCUGCACAAGAGGAGAGAGGUGGAGAUGUCACUGGGACGGAAAGAGGCUUUUGAGAUAUUCCGGAGGGACCAUGAGGACAGAAUCAACAUUGAGGACAACAAGGCCCUACUCAAACAGAGGUUUGCUGAAGCCAAGGCCUUGGGGGAACAGGUGAACAAGGCCAGGGGUAGAGUCAAUGAACUGAAGGCUCAGCUGGAGCAGCGAAGGACACGGAGGGCGGCUCAUGGGGUGACUGGCGGCACUGCAGACCCGGCUGAAACUGACCCAGUGGAGGAGCAGCUCCGCGCUCAAAUCGAGGAGGAAAAGAAGAAUUACAAGGCCACCUUCGGCAGGCUCAAGGCGCUGAAGACCGAGAUCGAACACCUGCAGCUGCUCCUGGAGCGGGCCAAGGUGAAACUGCAGAAGGACUUCGAGGAGUGGUGGUCCGAGGAGGCAUACAGAUUGCAGCAGGCGCCACCAUCGGAAGGACUAGGUCAGACUUCAGGGUGGACUCCCCAAGAAGAUGCUCCAAGAUUCCAGCCCAAGCCUCUCAUCACCAGGGAGUCCAGCGUAACUAGUGGUGCUUCUGAGAAAGAGUUCCCAGUGAGAGGAGUGGCGGAGCCCUACAGCCCUUCUGCUAGAGAUCUGAGGAACUUUAACCCAAGUUUAUCUUCUACAUCCAGGGGUUCAGCAGACAGAAGCGCUUUAGUUAGUCAAUCAUCUUCAUUGUCAUCAGAACUAAGGACCCCGGGGUACACAGAGUCCUCCAUCCCGCUGACGGGAGACCAGCAGACCGACGCUGACAUCCUGGCCUUUGUGAGGGCCAGGCAAAACCUUCUGCAGAGGACAGGAUCAUCUCAUCAAUGAAAGCUAUGAUACUGGCAGUGGAAGUGCUUCCCACAAGCUCUCCCUCAGGCCUAGUCCCUCCCCGGAGCAUUGUGCUGGACAGGGGCAUCUCUGACAGGACACUGCAGCUGCAUGAGUUGGGUGUGAGGUGCCAGAGUCAUGCCAAAGGCAGAAGAACUACACCAUUCCUGAACAGCUUUGGAGAACACGACAGUGCUACACUUUUACCAGGGUUUACACCUUGUACCUGAGAAAGAAAGACAUCUUUGCCAUUACUGCAUAUUUUGGCAUCGCCCCUCUGUUCCCCUAUCCUCAAUGUUGAGGUUUCUGGCCUUGGGCAUACUUCUUAAUUACCAUUUGAGAACGUACUAAAAGCUACAAAUGCAAAGACGCCAUUCUGAGGAUCUCAUCUGGCUAUUUUUUGAUGGAAGCCGAAGGGUCAGCUUCAACCAGGUAGUUGGGUAGCGUUGUUCCAGACUCCCACAAUCCUUUGCAUAAAGAGGUGCCUCCUGUUCUAAGAUUCAAAUGAAGUGUCAGUUAGUUUCAACUUGUCUUCUGGGUUGUGUCUCGAUACUCAUUUGGAAGUAGCAGAUCUUGGAAAGCAUUAAGAACAGUCUAAUGCUAAAAUGACAGUCACGCCUACAGGUCAGCUGUUGAGGACCGUGCUUGGCCUUUGUGUUAAAAGUCCUCAACCAAUGGAAGAGAGCAGAAGACGGGAGAAAGACUGAUGUCAAAACAGCGUUCUUGGCCAGUAGGCUGCCACUGGAAUUACUAAACAGUGCAGAGAAAUUUGGAACUCAGUUGCUUCAUUUUUCUGCUAAGAGGCAAAUGUCUGCAGAAUUCAUCAGGACAGGAGUGAGUUCCUACUUUCUAAUGCUGCCUGAGCUGAUGGCAUAAAAUAAGAGAAUUGUAUUAUUUUGUAUUAUUUCAGAAGGGUAGCUGCGUCAGCAUGCGUAGGCUGCAAAGGA